Penicillium brevicompactum is the source of this 2505-nucleotide messenger RNA. RefSeq lists its product as uncharacterized. Bases 1 to 2505 code for a protein of 834 amino acids. Gene Ontology annotation, biological process: fungal-type cell wall organization; signal transduction involved in filamentous growth; osmosensory signaling pathway via Sho1 osmosensor. The record is from RefSeq and is a predicted model, not a curated record. Lineage: Eukaryota; Fungi; Ascomycota; Eurotiomycetes; Eurotiales; Aspergillaceae. Gene Ontology annotation, molecular function: osmosensor activity. The transcript has 2 exons. Gene Ontology annotation, cellular component: extracellular region; cell surface; plasma membrane.
AUGCAUGCGAACGCCAUCUCCGUUCUCGCCGCUUUCCUCGCUGUAGGGAAUGUCCACUUUGGGGCGGCUCAGCAUGCUUCCGAAGCGCACGUGGACCAACCGCACUGGAAUUCCCCGCGAGAAGUCGAACGAACGUCUCGCAACGAGACUCAGAGGAAAACUCAUUCCGAAUCUGGCUUGGUCCAAAAUGGCUUGUUGGACAAUUUGAUGCAAACUCAUGGCUCCUCUCCUCAGCCAGCGGUUACUCCCACUCCGGAAAGCUCGCCCGCUAUUCAGACUCAAAAGGGAAGAGAAAACUUUGGUGUAACCAUCUCUGUCAACCAUAAGAGCCCCGAUAUCUUACGGCUUACCAUUGACAAUACGACCAUCAGUAGUGAGCCGAGUGCUUCUACUGCAACCACUACAAAGACUGAGAGCCCAAGUAGCAGAAACAUUCCCAUGGACAACUCCACUGCCGCAUCUACCACAUCAAAAACCAUAAUAAUGGAAAAAUGGACUGUUGAAUCAUCACCCAAUAUAUCAACUAGGGCUUCUUCAACUAUUUCAACCACAUCCUCUACCCACAACCCUCCUAAUGGCUUGGCCACUGGGCUAGGAAACCUCAUUGAUGGCUCAACUAGUAGCGCCACAUCAUCUACUGCCUCCACUGUGACCGCCGCUGCCGCAUUGCCUACCAAGACAUCUACUUCGCUUGCUUCGACCAAGUCCAACAAUCCAUCCACAGCCAUUGUUGAUGAUUUACGAUCGAGCCUGGACUUCCUUCUUGGUAGCUCAACAAGCAGUUUUGUCACCAUGGCGUCCAAUGGAUCUGGAUUCUCUAGCCUCGAGAGUGUCAACAGUGCAGGCUCCAGCAAUAUCAGCGGCUGGGAUGCGGCAAGCUCCACUGCGAACAUUGCGGGAUUGGACCACCUUGACCACUUUGGUCUAGGCGACAAUUCCUCUAUCGAGAAAAAUAUCACUCCUACCGUCUUCAGUAGUACUGCCAUUCAGUCUAUUAUACUACUCAAUGUGUCUGCCUCCACAACCAGCUCACUCUCGAUCACUUCUACUCCCAUCGGAACCUCAAGUUCUAGUAAUUUGCUCAAUGAGCUUAUAUCUAGCCUGGAUUCGCAGUACAGCACCACCUCCUUUGGGACUGUCGACCAGCGUCGCUUCUUCCCCUGUGCUGGGGGAAACACGGGUAUACUGACCCCCACAUCAACCAACCCCAUUGAAACAGUCCACAUCUCGUACUUACCAAGUUUGAAUUUUAUUUCUGCAUCCGGGAUUGAAUCUAGCAGUGGUAUGAAAUCUAGUCCUGGCCCCGCAAACAGUACUAGCACGUCAAGCACUGGCACCGAAGCUAGCACUGGUAUGCUAUCUAGUAUGGGCACCGAAUCUAGUAGUGCCAUCAAAUUUGGUAUUGAUCUCGAAUAUAAUGAAAGUAUUCGCUCUAGCACUGCCUCUGGCCCCAGCAGCUUAUUUACCCCUUCCCUCGAGGACCUCACGCUUAGCUAUCAUUCGUCCUUCCCUCCUAUCCCCACAUUUACCAACGAAAUGAGCACGGCUCAGAGCUCAGAGGAGUACCAGUCUAAGCAAAGUCCUGCUUUCGGGCUUUUAACCUCCAAGAAGGACUGGAUGCCAUCCACAAUUCUUAUCUUGCCUGACUUGACCGCCACCGUGAGCUCGACCUCCGAGCAGACAAAAGAACCCAAGGCAACAUCGCUCCCUGGUUCUAUCAUCCCAUUGAACGAAAUUACCGAGGCCCCCUCUGACUCAGUCCUACUUCAGUUCGGCUUUGACAGCCAGCUACCAUGGUCAUUUGUCAUCAACACCCCCUUGUCUUCAUCUCAAAUUUUUAAUUACACCCCUCAGGCUAUUGAAAACGCCUUGCCAAGUCUCUCUUCCAAUGACAGCCCCGUCAUGUUUUCCCUUGAGCCUUAUUACAAUUGGCAAUCUACAGGCUAUAAUGCUACCCUCGCUACUUUCUAUUUUUCUCGCGACAAGGUUGAUCUGCUAAGAGCUCUCAAGGUUAACCCCGACUCUGCUCUCUACAACCAGGCCAGUGAAACACUCCGAUCACUGAUGUCCAAGGUCGACCCAACAAUCCCUCUCGAGUUCUACGGUAACUAUCCCAGUGGAGUCGGCGAUCCAAGGGGCGGUGGCAGCAAUGGUAAUAAUGAGGGUGGCAGGGAUAGCCGUUCAAGUGGUGGCAUCAUUAAUACCGAUGGUUCUGCCAGCAGUUCCAAGACUAAUCCCACAUCGAUCGGAAUUGGUGUUGGAGCUGUGGCCAGUGCCGCCGCUUACGGUGCUGGUAUGUUCUGGAUUGCCCGCCGCUACCGUAAGAGAAAGCAGCUCCAUCAGCACCUCCACUCAACUAGCAAGCAAGUGAACCAGGGUGGCUCCGCUCCCGGUCCGAUACCUGCUGCUGGUGACCGUGCCUCUGGUCGGGGUAGCCGCGGUACCACUCGCUUUCAGACGAUCAGCGGCCCGGCUAUGGUGGAGAACUCUUUGGGAUGGAAUUAA